Molecule: messenger RNA, 3797 nt
Organism: Daktulosphaira vitifoliae (grape phylloxera)
Lineage: Eukaryota; Metazoa; Arthropoda; Insecta; Hemiptera; Phylloxeridae
Product: acetylcholinesterase-like
Exons: 6
Coding region: 252-2279 (675 amino acids)
Biological process (GO): choline metabolic process; acetylcholine catabolic process
Cellular component (GO): plasma membrane
Molecular function (GO): acetylcholinesterase activity
Source: RefSeq, a predicted model, not a curated record
AUAGUAUGUCAGUCGUUAGCCGUCGUUCGCACAACGGUCACAAGUUCAGCGCACGGCUUUUGAACUUAACACGAGUAAAAAUUUAUUUGACGAUUUUCAACGUAAUCACCCCACCAGGUGAAUUCCGUGGCGUUCUUUAGGUAUGCGCUAAUUUCAGUGGAAGACGGUUUUUUUUGUUUAUAUCGAUCAUACGCCAAAAUUUAUUAUUUUGAUGACCAAACUUACUGGAAUUUUAAAAAUCGGGCUUUGAAAUGGUCCAAUGGUUGCUAUGGGUGGGCUACUUAGUAGCGUUAUGCCAAGGACUCGCAUUACGACACUCUAGACAUCAAAGUUUGGGAACACCAACAGCAGAAGAUAUAUUAGAACCUCAAAUUAUUAAUCAUGAUCCGGAUCGCGUUUUUAGACAACGGGCAUCAGAUAUGUUUGCUCAAGAACCGAAAUAUGCCGAAAAACGAAACGUUAAUCAUAGACAAAGUCGAUCUGAAUUUAAGAAUACCCAUGAUAAUGGUUUUAAUUCACCAGAAAAUAGCUAUAGUUCAUUUCAAACCAAUGAUCCGUUAAUAGUUCAAACAACAAAGGGCAAGAUCAGAGGAAUCACACAAGCCGCAUCCACCGGAAAAUUAGUUGAUGCAUGGCUUGGCAUACCAUAUGCACAAAAACCUUUAGGGGAGCUUAGAUUUAGACAUCCUCGUCCGAUAGAUCGUUGGGACAAAACGCAGCCUGAAACUGUUCUUAAUUGCACUACACCACCAAAUACAUGCGUUCAAAUUUUUGACAGGGUUUUUGGUGAUUUCCCAGGGUCUACAAUGUGGAAUCCAAAUUCUCCUGUGUCAGAAGACUGUCUCUAUUUAAACGUGGUUGUACCUAGACCAAGACCACAAAAUGCAGCUGUAAUGGUUUGGAUAUUUGGAGGAGGAUUUUAUUCAGGGUCUGCUACUUUAGAUAUUUACGAUCCUAAAAUAUUGGUAUCAGAAGAAAAUGUUAUUGUGGUUUCUAUGCAGUACAGACUAGCAUCUUUAGGGUUCCUAUAUUUUGAUACAGAGGAUGUACCAGGAAAUGCUGGACUUUUUGAUCAAUUAAUGGCCUUACAAUGGGUACAUGAUAACAUAAAAUUUUUCGGAGGUAAUCCAAGUAAUGUGACAAUUUUUGGUGAAUCAGCUGGUGCCGUUUCUGCUUCACUCCAUCUACUAUCGCCAUUAAGCAGAAAUUUAUUUAACCAAGCAAUUAUGGAAUCUGGUUCGUCAACAGCACCCUGGGCUAUUUUAUCUAGAGAAGAAAGUUUCAGAAGAGGAAUACGGCUCGCAAAAGCUAUGGGUUGUCCUCAUGAUAGCAAUAACAUUAGGAAAAUUAUAGACUGUUUACGACAGAUGAAUGGUUCAGAAAUAGUAGAAAAAGAGUGGGAUCAAAUGGAAAUUUGCCAGUUCCCGUUUGUUCCAGUUGUUGACGGUGCAUUUAUUGACGACUAUCCACAGAAAUCGUUGGCAACCAAUAACUUCAAAAAAACUAAUAUACUGAUGGGAAGUAACUCUGAGGAGGGUUACUAUUGGAUAAUUUACUACUUGACAGAACUUUUUAAAAAAGAAGAAAACGUUGAAGUAUCUCGUGACGAUUUCAUAAAGGCUUUAGGGAAAAUCAACCCACGUGCAGACCCAGUAGUUAGAGCUGCUAUUGCGUUUGAAUAUACGGACUGGUUGAGUCCGAACGAUCCAAUAAAAAAUCGUAAUGCUCUAGAUAAAAUGGUUGGAGAUUACCAAUUCACAUGUAAUGUAAAUGAGUUUGCUCACUUGUAUGCAAAAGCUGGCAACAACGUUUACAUGUAUUACUUUAAACAUCGUUCUCUUAAUAACCCCUGGCCAAAAUGGACAGGCGUAAUGCAUGGUGAUGAAAUUAGCUAUGUAUUUGGAGACCCACUAAACAAAUCAAAGAGUUAUGAACCCGAAGAAAUUGAUCUCAGUAAAAGAAUGAUGAGAUAUUGGACGAAUUUUGCCAAAACAGGAAAUCCAAGCAAGACAAUUGACGGUGAGUGGGUCAAACCUAGGUGGCCAAUUCAUACAGCUUAUGGAAAAGAAUUUUUGACAUUAGAUACGAAUAAUACAUCUACUGGUGUUGGACCACGUUUAGAGCAGUGCGCUUUUUGGAAAAACUAUGUUCCUAACAUUACAGCCAUUUCAAAGAGUAUGAAGUCUGAUAUAAAUUGUACUGCUAUGAGCGGAGGGACAAAAUUAUAUACUUUGUCACUAGGAAUUCUUAUGCUGACUUUUGUGGUUUUCAUGCUAUGAAUUUCUUUUUGUGCUAUUAAAAAAAAACAAUAAAUUGUAAUUAUUGAAAUGUUUAUGAAAAUAUAAAGCUGUUUAACAUUGCAAGACAUAACUCGUAAACAUUCAGUAUAGGUACAAGUUGGGCUUCCAGCAAAUACGUGCGCGCACAUAAUACUAAUAACAAGAAAAAAAUUUAUUUAUUUUCUUCCGAAAAAUUACUCUAGACCUGUGUUUUUACUAUACUGCGCUAGUUAUAUCUUAGCCGACCAAUUCUUUCGUCUAACGUUGACGAUUUUCUCACACAGUACUUAGGCUUAAUAAUUUUUUACCGUGUAUAUAUAUAUAUAUAUAUAUUAUUACAUACAAAUUAUUAUUGUUUAAACAAAUUUAUAAAUACAUACAACGUAUAUAUAUAUAUAUAUCUUUGUGUAUAACAUAUCAUUAUGUACCUUUUUAAUACAGUAGGUUAGUUUAUUGGUAAUUGAUUAGCCAAUGUAAUUUUACUUCAUCUAAAAAGGUCCUCUACUUUUGUUGUGGUUGUAUAGUAUUCUUUUGAUGUUGUUAUUAUUAUUAUUGUAAUUUUAGAUAAUUAUACACAAAAACCAUUUGAAGAUAAUUAGAUAAAUUUUGUUUACUUGAGAGUAAAAUUAAAUUCGUUGUAAUCUAACUAUAUACAUAUAAAUGAAUAGACUAGGAACGAUUGACCUUUUACGUGUUAAUAUAUGUUACUUUAUAAAAGAAUUUUUCGUAUAAGACUUGCUUAUUUUGCAUUAAUUCUAUGUAGCAAUUUUAAAUUUAUACAUAAAACUUUUUAAAAUAUCCUUGGCGAAUCCUCUUUUAUAUAAAUUUAUGUUAGUUUCAUGAAUCAUUUAUACUCGUUCUAGUCUAUUCGUUUAUACAUAUCUAUAAAUCUAACGUACAUUUUCAAAAUAGCACACUAAAUAUUUUCAAGAUAUACAUUACUCGUAAUGAUCCUAUGUUGCAUAAUGCCAUUGUGGUACUUAAAGCUUAAAACGUUGAACUUUGGUUCAUCACCGAUUUAGAUAAGUUAAUAAGAUAGGUAAUUAUAAAUACACAUUAAGCUUAUAUUGUAUAACUUUCGUAUUGUUUUCAAUGUUCUAUUUAUUGUUAAGCAUUCAUUCUUGUUAUACUUAAAGCUUAGUUUUACUAAAUGAACAAUUAACUGCCAUCAAUAUAAUCAUUUCUGAGUAUAUUAAAUGGAAUUAAAAAAAUAUAACAAUUCUAAUUAAUUACUGUUCUAAAUUUAUAAAAUGUUAUGUUAUUAUGAAAUACAUUAAUAUGCAGUGCAUUUGUCUUCAACAAUUAUUUAUUUAUGAGCGAUUUAAACAUAUUAGUUUUAAUUUAUAAAGUACCAAAAAUGUAUGGUUAGUAUGCAGUGCUCGAAUUGGGGGGUGCGCAGGGGGAUGUAGCUCGUCUACUUUUUUUAAAAUUUUUUUGCGCACCCCAACUACUUUUUUUUAUUGGGACGGGAGGACGGUGGAAAAUACCACCUCUUUUUUUUUUUUUAAAUAUUAGUAU